Molecule: messenger RNA, 2332 nt
Organism: Neodiprion virginianus
Lineage: Eukaryota; Metazoa; Arthropoda; Insecta; Hymenoptera; Diprionidae
Product: ATP-binding cassette sub-family F member 2
Exons: 9
Coding region: 142-2043 (633 amino acids)
Molecular function (GO): ATP hydrolysis activity; ATP binding
Source: RefSeq, a predicted model, not a curated record
UAACCGCCAUCUACGAUGGAGAGCGGCCGAUGCCCGAUCCAUGCCAAUCGGUCUUUCUUAAUUUGACGGCUUUGCCAUUUGUACGCACACGUGAACCAUCAGUUUGUUAACGCCGCAUUUUGCCACAUAUAAUUAGUUAAAAUGCCGUCCGACGCAAAAAAGAAGCAGCAACAAAAAAAGAAGGAUGCAGCUAAGGCUAGGCAGACCGGCAAAAAGGCUACUCCUCAACAGGGAAAGCCUGGAGAUGAUAGCAAAGAACAGAGCCCUGUAAGCGGAGAGCUGCAAAACGGAUCCAAUGGAACGAGCAUCAGUGCUGAAGAGGCUUUGUGCAUGAAGUUGGAAUCUGAUGCACGCCUCAAUGCUGAAGCUCGUUCGUGCACCGGAUCACUGGCUUCACAUCCUCGUAGUCGUGACAUCAAAAUAUCUAAUUUUUCCAUAACCUUCCAUGGUUGCGAGCUCCUACAGGAUACAAUGUUGGAGUUGAAUUGUGGUCGGCGUUACGGUUUACUGGGUCUAAAUGGCUCUGGUAAAUCGACCUUGCUCUCCGUUGUCGGUAAUCGAGAAGUUCCAAUUCCUGAUCAAAUCGAUAUCUUUCAUUUGACCAGAGAAAUGCCCGCUAGUAACAAGACCGCUUUACAAUGUGUUAUGGAAGUCGAUGAGGAACGUGUUAGACUUGAAAGAUUGGCAGAGGAAUUGAUUGAAUGUGACGAGGAAGAUGCACAGGAACAACUGAUGGACGUUUACGAAAGGUUAGAUGACAUGAAUGCAGAUACGGCUGAGGCUCGUGCUGCUCACAUUCUGCAUGGUCUGGGCUUCAGUUCAAAAAUGCAGCAAACUCCAACCAAGGACUUUUCUGGAGGUUGGCGCAUGAGAAUAGCUCUGGCUAGAGCGCUUUACGUGAAACCACAUCUGCUGCUGCUGGAUGAACCUACCAAUCAUCUCGACCUCGAUGCUUGCGUGUGGCUUGAAGAAGAACUAAAAACGUACAAGAGAAUUCUUGUCAUCAUUUCCCACUCUCAAGAUUUUCUCAAUGGCAUUUGCACUAACAUCAUUCACGUCAAUAAAAAACAGCUCAAGUAUUACGGUGGUAACUACGAAGCUUUUGUGAAGACCAGAAUGGAGUUGCUGGAGAAUCAAGCCAAACAGUACAACUGGGAGCAAGAUCAAAUAGCGCACAUGAAGAACUACAUUGCUAGAUUUGGUCAUGGAUCAGCAAAGUUGGCCAGGCAAGCACAGUCCAAAGAAAAAACUUUAGCUAAAAUGGUUGCCCAAGGUUUAACUGAAAAAGUGACCAGCGAUAAGGUUCUCAACUUUUACUUUCCCUCGUGUGGAGGCAUUCCACCUCCAGUAAUCAUGGUGCAGAACGUUAGUUUUCGUUAUACUGACGACGCACCAUGGAUUUACAAGAAUUUAGAGUUUGGAAUAGAUCUUGAUACAAGACUUGCUCUGGUUGGGCCUAACGGUGCUGGCAAAAGUACAUUACUUAAACUUUUGUAUGGAGAAUUGGUGCCCAGUAGCGGCAUGAUUCGUAAAAACAGCCAUCUCCGGAUUGCCAGGUACCACCAACACUUACAUGAGUUAUUGGAUCUGGACCUAUCACCUCUAGAUUACAUGAUGCAGGCUUUCCCUGACGUCAAAGAACGCGAAGAAAUGCGGAAGAUAAUCGGUCGAUACGGAUUAACUGGGCGACAGCAGGUAUGUCCCAUUCGCCAGUUGUCCGAUGGACAACGUUGCAGAGUCGUAUUUGCUUGGCUCGCCUGGCAAGUUCCGCAUCUCCUACUACUUGACGAGCCAACCAAUCAUCUUGAUAUGGAAACGAUUGAUGCUCUGGCAGAUGCAAUUAACGACUUUGAUGGGGGAAUGGUCUUAGUGUCCCAUGACUUUAGACUAAUUAAUCAGGUAGCGGAAGAAAUUUGGGUGUGUGAAAAUGGUACCGUAACAAAAUGGCAAGGUGGCAUCUUAAAUUACAAAGAACACUUGAAGACCAAGGUGUUGAAGGAUAAUCAGAAAAAUCAAAAAGAAUUUGCUAAUAGAGGCAAAUAAUUGAUGUUAUUCUGAAAACCAUUUUAUUCCUUUUAUAUUGCACCCCCAAUUAUAUAGAAAUUUUACCGAAAAAUAAACUUGCCUGCCGUCUUAAAUUGGUGCUGCUGUGUAGCACGAAGAUGGCUUGAGCUAUCUUAGCUAAUUUAUUUAAAACGAUAAAUCAGUAAUAACUAAUUACAAUUACCUAAUUGAUUAAUUAACAGAAACCGUUGCCCUUUGGGAUUAAAUCCCUAUGGUCUCAGAGAUUGUAAUUUGAAUCUAAUUAUUGAAUAUUAAUAAAAUACUUGAA